Molecule: messenger RNA, 837 nt
Organism: Fonsecaea multimorphosa CBS 102226
Lineage: Eukaryota; Fungi; Ascomycota; Eurotiomycetes; Chaetothyriales; Herpotrichiellaceae
Exons: 1
Coding region: 1-837 (278 amino acids)
Biological process (GO): maturation of LSU-rRNA; maturation of 5.8S rRNA
Cellular component (GO): preribosome, large subunit precursor
Source: RefSeq, a predicted model, not a curated record
AUGGCCCCUCUUUCGCAGAAGAAACGUAAAGUCGAAGAUGGAAUGCGUGGAAAGACCGAGCGACCGAAGAAACGCAUCCGCAAACAACUAGAGUACCACAGCUCAAGCGACGAGGACGAGCAGGAGGAUCAGGGAUUUACACCCGUCAACUUGGAGGAGAGUGACGAAGAGCAGCGCCCUACUAAAACGGCCAAGUCGCAAAGAAAAAAGUCUCCACGGGCUGUAGCCGAGGACACGUCUGAUAUACAAACGGAAGAUGAAGACGAAGACGAAGAUACGCAUUCUGAGGAAGCUGCGACUUCGGCCGAGGACAGUCCGGAAGAGAGCCUCGAUGAGAAAGACAGAAGAAAACAUAUAAGCAAGCGAAACGACCCGGAAGCAUUUUCCACCUCUAUUUCAAAGAUCCUGUCGACCAAGCUAUCACAAUCCGCUCGCAAAGAUCCUGUCCUAUCGAGAAGUAAAGAAGCCGCGGAAACCAGCGUUUCUCUCGCAAAUGACCGUCUGGAGCAAAAAGCAAAGGCUAAAUUGAGGUCAGACCGCAAGGAAGAGUUAGAAAGAGGAAGAGUCAAGGACGUUCUAGGCCUAAGCACGGGACAGGCCGGCGAAGUGGCCGAGGAGGAAAAGAGAUUGCGGAAGAUCGCCCAGCGCGGCGUGGUCAAGCUCUUCAACGCUGUACGAGCGGCUCAGGUCAAAGCUGAACAGGUGGCCAAGGAAGAACGGAAGAAGGGAACCAUAGGAAUGGCCAACCGGGAGGAGAAGGUCAACGAGAUGAGCAAGCAGGGAUUCUUGGACCUGAUCGCGGGGAAAAAGAAUGCUCAGAGCACAACAGCGCAAUAA